CUCCCGCCCGCCUUCCUCUGGUUGUCAGCGACGAACCUGAUUGGCCGAGGCCUUGCAAAGAGUGCCCGGGGAUCCAAAAGUACAGGCCGCAUUUAGCUUACUGUCGAAAAAUAAACCAAAACACUAACAGACUAAAUCAAGAAAGGAUAAAAAUCAGCGAUAUAUUUGAAGGAGUUCAUAAGCAGUACUACUUCCCAGCUUGUUGAACGGUGCAUCUGAGCCUACCAGCAGCUGACUAUCCAUCCUAAUGGAAGAAGGGAUUAGGGACAGAACCUUGUUGCUAUUUUAGUCUUUGCAUCAAAUGUGAAGCCUUCUUUAGACGCUAAAGAUGGACCAUGGUGGAGGGGUCUUGGAGCUGCACACCCAGGAGUUGAAGAUGCCCCAUACGAUGAUAAUGCAGGAUUUUGUAGCAGGGAUGGGAGGCUUGGCUCACAUUGACGGGGAGCACAUCAUAGUGUCUGUGCCCGAGGGCAUGCUGCUGUCUGACGUGAUGACUGAUGAAGGUAUCCUUCUUGAGCAUGGCCUAGAGGUGGGGGGUGUACAGACGGAAGUGGAAGUUGAUGGCUUGGAGGCACAUGUGGUCGAUGGCCUGGAAGAGGAAGUGGAGGGCUUAGAUGCCGAGGUGGUGGAAGGCCUUGGAACAGAGGUAGUGGAGCUUGAGGCACAAGUGGUGGAUGGCUUGGAGGAGGAGUUGGAAGUGGAGGAAGAGGGUUUGGAGGCAGAGUUUAUAGAAAGCCUGGAAGCAGAGGUAGAGGUUGAAGGCCUUCAGACGGAGGUGGAAGAAGAGGAGCAGGACCUUGACCAGGAGGACAUAUCUUCGGAUGGAGUGAUGAUGCCAGAGUCCAUCCUGGGGUCAGAGGUUGCGAUAGAGGAUGCCCUUGACUCUCACCACCACGUCCUGACCUCUGAACUUGUCCAUCACCAUGACAACAUGCCAGACCAAGUGUUUGUGGCAGAACUGCUGUCAGAGCACCAGCAGGGGGUGCUAGAUCAGGAACUGGCUGAAGAAGAGGUGCUAGGGGAAGAGGAGGAUGAGGCCCAGGAUCGGGAGGAGCUGGGUGGGGAGACUGUGGCUCUACAGACAGACGAGGAAGAGGAGGAUGUCAGGAGCAACUCCGAGGACUACCUCAUGAUCUCCUUGGAUGAUGUGGGGGAGAAGCUAGACAUCGGAGACACUCCUUUAGAGAUCAGAACGGAAGGGAUAGAGGAUGAACAGAACAAGCAGGAUGGAUCUGAGGUCAUCAAGGUCUACAUCUUCAAAGCCGAGGCCGAUGACGACGUGGAGAUAGGAGGCACAGAGGUUGUGUCAGAGUGUGACUUCCAAAACGGCCAUGCAGUGCUGGAGUCUGGGUCUGGGGCUCGGCUGGGGCGAGAGAAGAUGGUCUACAUGGCUGUCAAAGACCCUGCCCAGGGAGAUGAGGAGGAACUCAACGUAUCGGACAUGGCUGAGCAGGUGUACAUGGAGGUUAUAGUAGGAGAGGAUGAGUCAGCUGCCAACCAGGACUCCCACUUGGAUGAAUCCCCCAACAACAAGAUGUUCGUCCCCGUGUCCUGGGCUGCUGCCUGUGGGGUAACAGGUGUAGGAAACAACCCAGACGCCCUGAAGAACGGCGCAGCCACACCCUACCUCCAGAUCAGAGAGAGUCUUGCGGCCAACCGUAUGCUCAAACAAAAGACCAAGAAGAAGAAGAAAGGGGAGGCUCGACAAUUCCAGACCGCAGUGAUCAUUGGUCCCGACGGCCUGCCUCUCACCGUCUACCCCUGCCACGUUUGCGGCAAGAAGUUCCGCUCACGAGGCUUCCUCAAGUGCCACAUGAAAAACCACCCAGACCAUCUGCUCAAGAAGAAAUACCAGUGUACUGACUGCGAUUUCACCACCAACAAGAAGGUCAACUUCCACAACCACCUGGAGAGCCACAAAUUGCUGAUCCAUCGAGGUGGUGGCAGCGGUGGAGGUGGAGGCGAGCGUGGCGACCGCAGCCCUGAGUAUACAGAGUACACACGGCGCUACCAUGAGGCAAGUCCUUUAGGAUCUAACAAGCUCAUCCUGAGAGAUAAGGAACCCAAACUCCACCACUGUAAAUACUGUGACUAUGAGACCGCCGAGCAGGGCCUGCUCAACCGCCACUUGUUGGCCGUGCACAGCAAGAACUUUGCACACGUGUGCGUGGAGUGCGCCAAGGGCUUCCGACAUCCAUCAGAGCUAAAGAAGCACAUGCGCACGCACACAGGAGAGAAGCCCUACCACUGCCCGCACUGUGAAUUCCGGUGCGCUGACCAGUCCAACUUAAAGACUCACAUUAAGAGCAAGCAUGGGGCAGACCUCCCCUACAAGUGCAGCCAUUGCCCUCAGGCCUAUGCCGACGAGCUGGAGCUGCAGCGACACAUGGAGGUGGUACAAGGCCACAAGACCCACCAGUGUCCACACUGCGAGCACAAGAGCACCAACUCCUCUGACCUCAAACGCCACAUCAUCUCAGUGCACACCAAGGACUUCCCCCACCAGUGUGAUGUUUGCGAGAAGGGCUUCCACAGGCCCUCCGAGCUCAAGAAGCAUGCCGAGUCCCACAAGGGCAACAAGGUGCACCAGUGUCGGCACUGCAACUUCACCACCUCCGACCCCUUCACCCUGAGCCGGCACAUCUUGUCAGUGCACACAAAGGACCUCCCCUUCAAGUGUAAGCGCUGCAGGCGUGGUUUCAGACAGCCAGUGGAGUUGAAGAAGCACAUGAAGACUCACAGUGGCAGGAAGGUGUAUCAGUGCCAGUAUUGCGAGUACAACAGCACGGACGCCUCGGGGUUCAAACGUCACGUCAUCUCCAUCCACACCAAGGAGUACCCCCACCGCUGUGACUACUGUCUCAAGGGGUUUAGGCGGCCCUCUGAGAAAAGCCAACACAUAGCUCGCCACCACAAGGACAUGCUGAUGUAGACCUGGGAAGGAGACCACAGGCCAGAAGCUCACGUAGACGCUCCUCUCUAUUGUCGAUCUGCUU
Messenger RNA from Hypomesus transpacificus, 2996 nucleotides. Its product is annotated as zinc finger protein 711-like. Gene Ontology annotation, biological process: regulation of DNA-templated transcription. Gene Ontology annotation, cellular component: nucleus. Lineage: Eukaryota; Metazoa; Chordata; Actinopteri; Osmeriformes; Osmeridae. The transcript has 10 exons. The record is from RefSeq and is a predicted model, not a curated record. Bases 329 to 2932 code for a protein of 867 amino acids. Gene Ontology annotation, molecular function: DNA-binding transcription factor activity, RNA polymerase II-specific; metal ion binding; RNA polymerase II cis-regulatory region sequence-specific DNA binding.